AUAGUUACUGAGGCGGGUGGCGCGCCCCGAUGACGUCAGAGCGCUUCUCUAGGGAGUGAUGUCUAAUGUUGAAGAUGGGGACAGGUAAAGACACCGAGCUGCAAACCCAGAGCGGGGGCGAAGAAGAGGGUGACGCGGGGGACCGAAUAUCGGCGAACCCAUGGAAUAUUAUGAUCAAACACCGGCAGGUGCAGCGGAGGGGGCGACGUUCUCAUGUGUCUGUCAGCUUCACAGACCCGGCAGUCUCGAUGGAUCUCCUGCGUGCUGUCCUUCAGCCCACCAUAAACGAGGAAAUUCAGAAUGUCUUCAACAAGUAUAUGAAGUUUUUUCAGAAAGCUGCUGUGAACGUGAGGGAGAAUAUCGGAGAGCAGGUAGACCCAGAGCAACUCAUCCGCGAAACAUGUCGCAGCUGCCUGGAACAGGCCAAGGUUCUGUUUGCAGAAAAUGAGAAGUCUGUGUCCAGGUCGGCCAUAGAGGUGCCUGUUAUGAAGAGGUCAAGGCAUACAGAGGAAGAUGUGUCAACACGGUGGAGCCCGGUUCCUAAAAAGAGGAAGGGACGACCCCCCGGACAGUCUUUGAGCAAUGAACGAGCUUCUGUAGGACACUCAACAUUGAAACUCAAAGCUAAUGAACCCGUUAGACGUGAAGGGCCAAAGUGGGAUCCGGACAGAUUGAGCGACAGGAGCACGUUUGUGUUGGGAUCACGAGCUAACAAGGCUCUGGGAAUGGGAGGCACUAGAGGCCGGAUUUACAUCAAACAUCCCGAUGUGUUUAAGUAUGCUGCUGAUCCCCAAGACAAGCAAUGGCUUACAGAACAGCAGCACAUGAAAGCCACAGGUGGAAAGAUGGCUUAUCUGCUUCUGGAGCAAGAUAUCUUGGAGCUGGCAGCCAGUGAGGACUACAGAGAGUCUAUGGAACUGAAACUGGAUGAACUAAAGCCAUUUACUGUACCACAAUGGAUGAUUGGAAAGAUGAGACGGUGUAUGGAGUUGCAGAGGACAGAACAGGACUAGGGACAUC
Molecule: messenger RNA, 1020 nt
Organism: Spea bombifrons (plains spadefoot toad)
Lineage: Eukaryota; Metazoa; Chordata; Amphibia; Anura; Pelobatidae
Gene: DNTTIP1
Product: deoxynucleotidyltransferase terminal interacting protein 1
Exons: 13
Coding region: 66-1013 (315 amino acids)
Cellular component (GO): nucleus
Molecular function (GO): nucleosome binding; DNA binding
Source: RefSeq, a predicted model, not a curated record